AGCAGUGCUCUGGGAGAGGGAAGAGAAGCUGCCAACACUUGACGAUGAAACACGAAACAGCGCUUGUGACCACAACGUUGCUGCCUCAAAAAUAGAUGUCGAUGGACGUCCGACAAAGUAUGUAGAUUGUUUUUGCCAUAAAGGGUGUCUUCAUCUCAUUUACUGCUUGACGUAAACAACCGAAAUGGUAAUUUUUCCUUUCAUAAUUUUACCAACUUGCAAAAAACAAAUGUAGGUUAGACGAUGUGUCGCCGAGUUUGAAACUGCGCGCGCCUCUGAAAGCACCCAUGUUGACCAACGUUUGGAUGCGCGCAAUGUUCCGAUCACACACAGAGUUCCGUAUCAAUCUCUGUGCUAUUGCGGGGUGGCUUAAUACUUUUGACUUUUUUCGUGAGAAUGAAACUUAAACGACCCUCACAGCAGACUUUUCGAUAAACCGGUGGUUUCAAACAUAAGAAAGACGAUCAGCUCUGUCAUGUUGGUGUGAUCACGAUAUUGAUUGUUUGGCUUGGCGUCUGCCAGCUGUCGUCUGCAGUCCCUGUGUUUUUCCUCCCCAUCUGUUCACGGCUAAGCGGUAGAAAUUGAAUCUCCGAAGAAUAUUGCAGGUUGGGGGAGGAUGACGGGAAAACUGUUGGGGGAUUCAGUUGCCAAGCCCAAAGCGCCAUCAGAUGUAAGCAGCGAUGAUGAGGGUCAGGCGAUGUUGUCGGGAGAGCUCCACCAAGAGCCCCAGGGUCGAAGGCGCAAGCCAAAUCCCUGGGGCUUCAGCAUUUAUCAACGCCACCUGCCGAGCUGGUUGCCUCAGCGGUUUGCUCUGUGUGUGUUGGCUCAUCUUGGAUUUGUCCUUCUGUACAUUAUGAGAAGCAACAUGAGUGUUGCUGUUGUGAGGAUGACAACCCCAUAUGCUGUUCUGGAAAAUGAUCAUUUGACUACGCGGCUCGACUUUGACUGGACGCUACCACAACAAGGGUUUUUACUGAGCUCUUUCUUUUUCGGGUACAUAUUGACCCAAAUACCUGGAGGAUACCUAGCUUGUACCUGGGGUGGUCGUAGAAUCUUUGGGCUUGGUUUGUUUGGAGCUUCUCUGGUGUCGAUCUUAACUCCAAUGAUUGGUAUAUCUAUUGGAUUCUAUGGUUUUGCCAUUGCACGAUUCUUUUGUGGAUUUUUUGAGGGAGUAACAUAUCCUGCCAUCCAUUCCAUGUGGAAUCACUGGGCGCCACCAUUGGAACGCGCGUCUUUAGUCAGCGGUGCUUUUUCUGGUGCAUACAUGGGAGCGGCUCUGUCAAUGGCUCAAAAUGUGACUGCUUUGCCGUCAAUGUCCUGGCAAGAACUGUUUUAUGUGUCUGGCUGCUACUCUCUCUUGUGGUGCAUUGUCUGGUUUGCCUGGGGUGCCGAGGAUCCAGAAGAGGAUCCGAUGAUAACAGAUCAGGAAUUUAAUUACCUCAUGGAAAAUAAAGCUCGACACUGGGAAGAUAAACUGAAUAUUCCAUGGCGAAAAAUUCUUCUCUCAACUCGCGUUUGGGCCAUUAACAUUUGCCACUUUGCUGCUAAUUGGGGCUUCUAUACCAUAUUGACAGAACUUCCAUCAUUCAUGAGAUAUGCACUGCACUAUGAUGUGAAAGAAAUGGCUGCAGUGGCCUCUCUUCCUUUCUUGGCAAUGGCUCUUUCAGCUGCUUUCGGAGGAAUUUUCAUUGAUAAAACUCUGCUUCGCUUCCUGAGCACAACUUAUACUCGAAAAGUGACGGUGUGCAUCACAUUCCUUGCACAAAUGAUGUUCUUUUUCCUAGCUGGGAAAGCCACUGAAAGACAUGAAUUUGUACUCUGUUUUGUUGGUGCUCUAUUCUUUGGUGGAUUGUCUUGGGCGGGAUUCAGUGCUAAUCACCUGGACAUUGCACCUGACUAUGCCAGUGUUCUACUUGGAAUUUCCAACACCUUUGGAACCAUCCCUGGUAUUGUUAGCCCUCUCUUAACAAGCUACAUUGUUGAUCAAAAGGACGACCCAGCAUCUUGGUCUGUGGUGUUUCUUAUAUCUGGAUAUAUCUACGCUGCUGCAGCUUUCUUCUAUGUGAUGUUUGGUUCUGGUGAAAUACAAGAUUGGGCGAACAGCGAUGAGUCUCAGAAACUUACUUCAUCCAGGAAGAAAACUAAUAAUGAUGCGGAGACUGGACCUGAAGUCCAUUCUGAUUAAUAACUUAAUCCCACAUUUGUGAGGAUUGUAUUUGAAAAUUAUUGCUUCUGCUACGCUUUUAUUCCCUUCAAAUCUCCGGCUCCGAAUCUCUAUCUCCCUAUUAUAAGUAGAUUUUAGUGAUAUCCAAGAGAAAACCUUGAAUGUUCUUGUGAAUUAUAUUUGGUGAUGGUGUUCCAUGGAAAUGCUAUCAGAGCCAUGUAUGCUUUUCUAGCAGGUGUGUUACGUAUUAUUUUGCAGGUUGGUUGAUUGUAUCAUAAAAACAUUUGAGUGUUAAGGUUUUUUUUCUGCUGUGUUUUUUGUCUUGACUUUUGUGAGUUUUCUUUUGUAUGAUCUUUCAGAGUUUAUUAUUGUUAAGUUUAACAGAAAAGCUAAUGUGAAGUACUUAUAUUUUCUAGUCAGCUUAACUUGUGUCUCUCCACACAUUGAGCAAUCUCAUAAGGAAUAACAUUUGUUAAUUUUAAUAGGUUCCUUUGUUAAUUUUAUAAUUUUACAAUGAGCUGCAAAUUAUAUGUGUAAGGGUUUGUCAAUUGGUACGAUAUAAGUUGGCCAUAAAAUGUUUUUGAGCUAUAACAAUAUCCAUUCUAUGGAUUUUGUUACCAUGCAACAUUGUGCAAUUAUUUGUUUGGUGCCCUUUGACGGCUCAGGCUGAUUGAUAGUGAUUUGAUUGUGAUGUUCGUCGAAAUGAUGGAAUAAUUUAAAUGACAAGUGACGUCUGAAGUAUGUUUGUGCGAGGCCUCCUUAUUUUUAAUGACUGAACAUAAGACGUUUAUUUUUUUAUUCUUUUCUCUUUGUUAGAAAUAAUAUUAUUUUUAACUUAUUGACUGUCCUAUUACCUUAAAGUUGCAUUUGAGCAAGAUGGUAAGCGUGCCAAACUCCAUAAAUUUUCCUUUUCAUAAGCUUGGAGCUUUUUUGUCAUUCUAACUUUUGAAAAUUCUUUGUAACUUGAGGCAUUUAGUUCUUGGAAAGUGAAAGGCCUUCCGGGUGCCUAAUUUGUUUUGAAUAUUCUAAUAAUGUAGUAUGAAGGGAUAAAAUGAUUUAUGAGGUGGGCCUAAUAGUGCGUAUUUGUUGUAAAUCAUGAUUGACUUUUUUCAUAUCAGUAUAUUCUGUCCUCUUACCAGCCCCGCUACAUCUCUAUUAUGGCUGCACUGUGAUCUAUUGAUCAGUAUUCUUAUAUAUUCUAGAAUAGAAACAAGACGCCUUGUCGUUUGUCCACAAUAUGUGUGCUAUGCAAAUAAAAAUAAAGAUGGGCCUUGUGCAUGAUA
Messenger RNA from Thrips palmi, 3447 nucleotides. Its product is annotated as sialin-like. NCBI's taxonomy places the organism in Eukaryota, Metazoa, Arthropoda, Insecta, Thysanoptera, Thripidae. The transcript is spliced from 11 exons. Bases 617 to 2185 code for a protein of 522 amino acids. Gene Ontology annotation, molecular function: transmembrane transporter activity. Gene Ontology annotation, biological process: transmembrane transport; monoatomic anion transport. The record is from RefSeq and is a predicted model, not a curated record. Gene Ontology annotation, cellular component: plasma membrane.